CAGGCCAGCAGAUGAAGUUGAAUCAUCAGUGCAGUUGUGUACCCAUGAGACCAUGUCCAUAACUGAUGAUAAAGAGUCACAACUCUGCUUCUCAGUGAACAAGAAUGUCUCCACCCCCGCCACAGAAGAACAUGCUGAUGAAGGAAUGGCACAGGGGAAACUGGUUGAGCAAAAAGAUCACCUUGACAAGGACGAUAAAGUACUACAGGGAGAUAACUCCAAAGAUAGCUCGGCCAUUCAUUCUGAGUAUGUAUCUGAUUCUCACCAAUAUGAGGGGUCAUCAAGGGUAUUUAACUUGAAAUGCCGCAAGAGUUCAAAAUCUGAAAUACUGACUGAUCAGGUUGCUGGCCACAAUUUUGUUGGUUCAGAAGUUGAAGUGACCCCCAUUGAAAGAGCAUCCCAGGAGAAUCAUGAUAGAUCGGUUAAGAGACAUGGUUCCAUGUCUGCUACUGUUUUUGGCCCUUCAACUCCUAAUUUAGAAUUGUCAGAGAUGAAAGUUAACAGCACCGAGCUAGAUUAUCAUAGAAGUAAUCCCCUGCCGCAUGAUUUGGAUGAUUCUGCGCGUAGUUCGAGGGAAAAGCUGGUCUGUGGCCACAAGGAACCAUGGUUAGCUGAGGUGUGCAACAGUGCAAGCAGCAAGAAAGGAAGAGAUCUUCCCCCUUGCGCCGAGUCCACGGGAGAAGGUAAUUCUUCAGAAAAAGAAGCAAUGGCGCGCAGAGUUAAGGGAAAGGAGCUAUGGACAGCCAAGGUGUGCAACGGUGAAAUAAGAAGCAGGGGAACUGAUCACCCACCUCGUGCCGAGUCUACAAAACAAUAUAAUCCUUCAGAAAAAGAAAUGACGGCACACGAAGUUGUGGAAAAGGAGCCAUGGACAGGAAGAAUAUGCAAGAGCGAAAGAAGCAGCAUCAAAGGAUUUGAUCAUCCACUUUGUGCCGGCUCCAUGAGAGCAGGUAAUUCCUCAGAAGCGAGACAAAGCACAAGAACAGUCACAUUGGUCGAUAUGGAUGGAACCAAAUGGGAAAUGCAAUUGGACGACUCUUUCGAGCUCGGUCCGCAAGAAAGCAGCAGUUUCACCUGGUCAGAAAAGGAAAACAGCAGUUCAGAUGCUAAAGAAUUCCAGAGUCCUUUGGCGAAACCCCGUCAGAAUGCUGAAGAACGUCCACAGGAUGCUCAGAAUGGAGGAACUAGGGCACCGACCGAGAGGAGCAAUCUUCUGCGACAUGGUUCCUUCAAGACCCCAGCAUCCAGCGAUCGAAUGGGAUCGAAGCAUGCAGGGGCCACAUCAGCUGAUGGCGCUGAAGGGGCUUGGGACAAAAGAAGGCAACCGAGGCAGGUGGUUAGGAAAAUACCGAAUAGCAGGGCAGCGAAGAUAUAUGGCUACAGGUAGGCUGAAGGUGAAGGCAGUGCUUGAGUUAAGAUGUUGCUGAAAGCUGGGUCGCAGGUGAAGAAAACCUACCCAGCAGGACUGCAGGAGGACAUUGCAUUUUGGCUUGGAAACCAUCUAACUAGACUGAAUGGCCAUGGACGUUUAUGGCUUUGCUUUAUGCACUUGAGACUGCAAUUCUACUUCACGUAUGUAUGUAAUGUGAAUGAUCCAUUCAUCGUGUCGAACCUGAAAC
This is a messenger RNA of Lolium rigidum, 1619 nucleotides long. RefSeq lists its product as uncharacterized. The transcript has 2 exons. Bases 53 to 1387 code for a protein of 444 amino acids. The record is from RefSeq and is a predicted model, not a curated record. Lineage: Eukaryota; Viridiplantae; Streptophyta; Magnoliopsida; Poales; Poaceae.